CACGCCGCUGUGUGACAAUAGUGAGGAGGCCUCUCCCUGCUUGGACGCUAACAUGUCCGAUCCGGUCAAACCUCGGACGUCCUUCCUCAUCGACGACAUCCUGUCCAUGAAGGACCACGCCGCACAAGGAUGUCUGCGGACGGCGGACGGAUGGGAGGAAGACGCUGACAAGUUGUCAGAGUUGGUGGAGGAAACUGCCGCGUCCCUGGACAAGACCUGUCCCGGCACGUCCCGGUCCGACUGCUCCCCGGCCACGGGCAAAGCCAAGCGGUCCCGGGCGGCGUUCACACACCUGCAGGUGCUGGAGCUGGAGAAGAGGUUCAAAGAGCAGAAGUACCUGUCGGCCCCAGAGAGAGCGCACCUGGCCGGCGCCUUGCGGCUGACGGAGACGCAGGUGAAGAUCUGGUUUCAGAACCGCAGGUACAAGACCAAGAGGAAGCAGCAGGGGUCUGAGUUGUGGAAGGACGCGUACAAAGUAGACGCUCUGGACCCCACGGCUCUCAUCAGCACCUUCUGUCGGUACGGACCCUUCUUGUGGGACUACAGGGGGCCAUGGAGGCCCACCUUGUGGUGAAAGUGGGAAUAAAAUAUGACUGGCGGCUGUUAUCAUAAUAGUCUGUAUAUUAGUUCUUUUAUUGCAGAUGUGAAAGUAAACAUUACAUCUCUUUAAUAACAUUGCUGUUAUUUUAGUAUAAAUAGCAUAAUUAUGUUAAUUUACCUACUUUUUAACCACAUUUUUACCUACUUUAACCUUCUUUUUACUUACUUGUUUAAGAAGGUUUCUGGCAUAAACACUAAAGAUAACAGAGUAAAAUAUUACAAUGUGUUAUUUUAUCGCUGUUAUUAUAACAGUAUGUAUAUUUAAUGUUUUGGUACAUGAUAUAUUCGUAUAAAUAAGUUGUUUUAUUGCUGAUGUGAAAGUAAACAUUAAAUCUCUUUGAUAACAUUGAUACACAUUGUGAUUUUAGUAUAAUUAGCAUAAUUAUGUUAAUUUACCUACUUUUUAACCACAUUUUUACCUACUUUAACCUUCUUUUUACCUACUUUUUAACGUUUCUGGCAUGAACAUUGAAGAUCACAGAAUAAAAUAUUACAAUGUGUUAUUUGAUUGCUGUUAUCAUAACAGUAUGUAUAUUUAAUGUUUUGGUACAUGAUAUAUUUGUAUAAAUACGUUGUUUUAUUGCUGAUGUGAAAGUAAACAUUAAAUGUCUUUAAUAGCAUUGAUACACAUUAUUGUGAUUUUAGUAUAAUUAGCAUAAUUAUGUUAAUUUACUUACUUUUUAACCACAUUUUUACCGACUUUAACCUUCUUUUUACCUACUUUUUUAACAAGGUUUCUGGCGUAAACACUGAAGAUAACAGAGUAAAAUAUUACAAUGUGUUAUUUUAUUGCUGUUAUUAUAACAGUAUGAAUAUUUAAUGUUUUGGUACAUGAUAUAUUUGUAUAAAUACGUUGUUUUAUUGCAGAUGUGAAAGUAAACAUUAAAUGUCUUUAAUAGCAUUGAUACACAUUAUUGUGAUUUUAGUAUAAAUAGCAUAAUUAUGUUAAUUUACCUACUUUUUAACCACAUUUUUACCGACUUUAACCUUCUUGUUACCUACUUUUUUAACAAGGUUUCUGGCGUGAACAUUGAAGAUCCCAGAAUAAAGUAUUACAAUGUGUUAUUUGAUUGCUGUUAUCAUAACAGUAUGUGUAUUUAAUGUUUUGGUACAUGAUAUCUUCAUAUAAAUAAGUUGUUUUAUUGCAGAUGUGAAAGUAAACAUUACAUCUAUUUAAUAGCAUUGAUACACAUUGUUGUUAUUUUAGUAUAAAUAGCAUAAUUAUGUUAAUUUACUUACUUUUGAACCACAUUUUUACCUACUUUAACCUUCUUUUUACCUACUUUUUUAACAAGGUUUCUGGCAUAAACA
Nerophis lumbriciformis (worm pipefish) is the source of this 1911-nucleotide messenger RNA. It is a transcript of the gene nkx3-1, whose product is annotated as NK3 homeobox 1. Gene Ontology annotation, cellular component: nucleus. Gene Ontology annotation, biological process: regulation of transcription by RNA polymerase II; cell differentiation. Gene Ontology annotation, molecular function: RNA polymerase II cis-regulatory region sequence-specific DNA binding; DNA-binding transcription factor activity, RNA polymerase II-specific. NCBI's taxonomy places the organism in Eukaryota, Metazoa, Chordata, Actinopteri, Syngnathiformes, Syngnathidae. The record is from RefSeq and is a predicted model, not a curated record.